AUGGCUAUAAAGGCUUGUAUGCCAACAACAAUUCACCAUUGGUGUAUUUGGCACAUUAUGAAGAAGAUCCUAACCAAAUUAAAUGGGUACAAGGGACAUGCAGAAAUUGAACAAGAAAUGAGCCAAGUUGUUUGGAACUCUCAUAGUAAAGAUUCAUUUGAUAGGAAUUGGAAUGAUUUUCUGCUGAAGUAUGGUCUUGUGGACAACAAGUGGCUUUCAGCUCGCUUAUUCAAUUUGUCAAACAAUACGAUAAUUGCUUCAGAAGCCGGGAGCAAGCAGAGAGAGAAUCAGAUGCUGCAGAUUUUCAUUCGAUCAUACCGUGUGCAACAAAAUCCUUCAUUGAAGCUCAGUUUCAACAUGUUUACACUCACCGAAAGUUUAGGGAAGUCCAAGCACAAUUAUGAGGAAAGGUGA
Arachis stenosperma is the source of this 414-nucleotide messenger RNA. Its product is annotated as protein FAR1-RELATED SEQUENCE 5-like. The record is from RefSeq and is a predicted model, not a curated record. Lineage: Eukaryota; Viridiplantae; Streptophyta; Magnoliopsida; Fabales; Fabaceae. The coding region runs from base 1 to 414 and encodes 137 amino acids. The transcript has 2 exons.